AUGCUUUUCACCAAGUCUAUCUGCCUUGUCGCGGCCGCGGCUGGCUAUGCUGUCGCCCAAGACACCUCCAACACUCAGAACGAGAACACCUCCGUACUCUCGACCUCCUCGGGAGCCGCGAGCACCGACACCAACACCGUCGCCACUUCCACACAGACUGUCACUGGCUCCAACACCGCUACAACCACCAACCCUCGCAUAAGUCUGGUCACCAACGUCAACACUGAGUUCAACACUGCUCUCAUUGUCUCCACCGUCAUCGACACCAAUGUCAUGACCACCUCCCUCCCCAAGUCCCUUCAAACCGUCACCACCGCCGUCGUCCAGACAUUCGUCUACACAUCGGCCGACGUCUACGUGACUAACACCAUUAACGGCACUGAUGUCACCAGCGCAUCCGGCCCCGCCCGAACAUUCACCACUACCCGCACUACCUCUGAGACCCCCGAGCAGGCUACCUCAGUCGUUGUUGUCUCAAGCACCACCGGCGUUGCAGGCGCUGCUUCUGGCUCGGCUUCCUCUGCCGCUGGCGCCAUGGCUGCCAUCGAGACGGGAAAGUUGAUCUACGGCGGCCUGGCUGCUGGCUUCCUUGGCCUCGCUGCUGCCUUCUAA
Molecule: messenger RNA, 612 nt
Organism: Recurvomyces mirabilis
Lineage: Eukaryota; Fungi; Ascomycota; Dothideomycetes; Mycosphaerellales; Teratosphaeriaceae
Exons: 3
Coding region: 1-612 (203 amino acids)
Source: RefSeq, a predicted model, not a curated record